Molecule: messenger RNA, 1771 nt
Organism: Rhineura floridana
Lineage: Eukaryota; Metazoa; Chordata; Lepidosauria; Squamata; Rhineuridae
Gene: ZMAT5
Product: zinc finger matrin-type 5
Exons: 6
Coding region: 205-717 (170 amino acids)
Cellular component (GO): U12-type spliceosomal complex
Molecular function (GO): zinc ion binding
Source: RefSeq, a predicted model, not a curated record
UUCCCUUCACUUUCACGGGAUCCUUGAGCGCGGAGGCGUCUGGGAGUUGUAGUCUGGUGUGACCUGCCCCAAAGUACGCGUUAGUGUGCAAGAGAGAGGAAUCCAGUUGGAGAUGCAGGUUUUGGGGUUCCUCCAGUAGAUGUGAGGCGCUGCAGAUGCGAUGUAUUCUUUGUAAAAGGAGAGGUUCACUUUGGCGGAGUCUCCAUGGGCAAGCGCUAUUUCUGUGACUACUGUGAACGGUCCUUCCAGGACACACUCCACAACAGGAAGAAGCACCUGAACGGAGUUCAGCAUCUCAGGGCCAAGAAGGGCUGGUACGAUGUAUUUCGAGAUGCCGCAGCAAUCCUGCAGGAGGAACAGAAUAAGAAGCCCUGUCGGAAAUUCUUGCAAACAGGCCAGUGUGACUUUGGUGCCAACUGCAGGUUCUCGCACUUGACGGAAGAAGGUCUGGAGAAGCUGAACGCCCAGGUGCGAGAGGAGAGGAGAGCGAAAGAACAGCAACUGGACCAGGCGCUUGUUCCGCUGGGCAACAUCGACGAGUGGCUGGAGAAGAGAGCCAAGCGAGUUGGGGCGGCUCAGACCGACAGCACCCUCUCGGAGAAAGAAUCAGUUUUCCAGUAUCCUCCCGGCUGGCCACCCGUCCAGGAGCUUCCGCCCUCCCUGCAGGCCCCGCCUCCUGUUGGAUGGCCGGUCCCGCCCACUCUCCAGUGGGGAUGACUGCUGAUGUGCCCAGAACCCCAGAUGUCCUUUAGAAUGUCAAGCUCCAUCCUUUAUUUCUGGGUGGGGAACUGGUGGCCCUCCAGAGGUUGCUGAACGACAAUUCCCUUCAUCCCUGGCCAUUGGCAACCCCUGGAGGGCCAACAGUUCCCCACAUCUGUUUCCCCACUUUUGUUUUUAUGGAUUGGUGCCUUGUUUUUCUGAGUUCAUGACUUUUUUUAAUGCUGAAAGUGCAAACCAGAAUUAAAACAAUGUGAGCCCUAAGAUGGCAGUUCAACGAGAAAAAGAAAAUGGUAAUUUUGUUUCCUUCUGAUGCAAGCUAAUUCAGCACUGAGUGGUGCGGUCCUAUGGUCUUGGCAAGGGUGUCCUGGUGGCUGUAGGGCAGAGUGGUCUGCGAGAGAGUCUCUCUCUUGCGGGUACAGAAGCAUUUGCUGCCCUUUCUACGUCAAUAGAGCAGUAACAGCAAAAAGGGUGUGUGUGCUCUGGGCCCAGAUCUGGGGGGGCUUUGGAUCAGUCAGUUCAAAAGCCCUCCUGUUCCUCCAAUAUGGCUCUAAAAUUGGGGUGUGUGUGUUAAGGUUAAGGUAACACCAUUCCUGGGCCUGAUGGGAGGGAAAAUCCAGCCAAAUGGAAGCAGAAGAAAAUGGAAAUAUACCACCACCACCAGCUUCGACCCUUCUGGCAUGAGCCUCAUAGGCCCUUAGAUUUGGUAGUUCCCCCAUCUUGGGUUCUUCUCCCUAGACUGUGAGUAAUGAGGGGUAAUGGAAAGCUGUGAUUUACUAAAGCUUUCUGGCUUGUUUUCUUGUGUGAAAGGAAGAGCCAAGUGGGAGCAAGGGGUGAUGUGCAAGUGCACAAAGUUCAUGUGUAUAUCGUGGCAUGUUGAGCUGGGAUUUGAUUGUCUGAAUGUUGUCACUGUCUUUAUAUUUCUAGAGAGCCACCUUGUGUUUAGCUGAAAUUUGUACUACCUAUGUAUGUGUGUGUGUGUGUGUGUGUGUGUAUAUAUAUAUAUAUAUAUAUAUAUAUAUAUGUACAGAAUAAAGACUUCUCAAUUCAUGUA